AUGUUUUGUGCCAAGACAACUCCGCUGGAGACAGUCAAUGAUAAGGGACUCCCUGCUGUUCCUGUGUCUCCUUUGUCUUUACCUGCAAAUGAGCAAGACCAAUUUAUAAACAGAAAUAAAUACAUUUUAAACUUGCCUUUCCAGAUUUCUGAUGGGGGGCAGCAGGGCCUCUGGGGGGCUCUCGACACAACAGGUGGUGCGCCUCACGUGCAGCAGCAGCAGCAGCAGCAGCUGCAGCAAAGCCCGCAGGAUCCUCUGCACCCGGCACAACAAGUGCUCAGCCGCCGCCAGCACGAGCUGCAGCAGCAGGAGCAGCAGCAGGAACAGCAGCAACAGCAGAUUGUUGCAGCUGCAAGUGGAGAAACUCGGGACACCCCACAGCAGCUGCAGCAGCAGCUGCAGCAACAAAUGCAGCAGCAAAUGCAGCAGCAACAGCAGCCCAUCCCCGAGGGCUUCGUCCCGAGCACCCUGCUGGACAGCAGCUCAGGAGCAGCAGCAGCAUCAGCAGCAGCAGCAGCUGCGUCAGCUCCCGCUUCCGCUGCCCCAAGAGAACACCCGCAGCAGCAGCUGCUGCUGCGGGGAGCAGCAUCGGCGCCUUGUGAGCUUCUUCACCCUCAGCAGCAGCAGCCGCUCCCGAAGCAGCAGCAGCAGCAACUGGGAACAUCUCGAUCUCCUUCCCCGAAGCAGCUGCUGCUGCGGGCCCUUUUGUCCCCGCAGUCGGAAGCCUUUGCCGAGGGAACUAGGGACUGCUUUGUGCCCCCUGCUGCUGCUGCUGUGCAGCCGCUGCAGCAGCAGCAGCUGCAGCAGCGGCAGCAGCACGCGGAAGAAAGCGCCGCCAGCAAACUGGCAGAGACAGAAGAAUGCGCGUCCACGCAAACCUCCCGGGGAAGCGACUACAGGUCUUAG
Messenger RNA from Eimeria tenella, 906 nucleotides. RefSeq lists its product as uncharacterized. Bases 1 to 906 code for a protein of 301 amino acids. NCBI's taxonomy places the organism in Eukaryota, Apicomplexa, Conoidasida, Eucoccidiorida, Eimeriidae. The record is from RefSeq and is a predicted model, not a curated record. The transcript has a single exon.